AUGGACUCCCCCAUCACCUCUGUGGAGUCCUAUCGUUUCCUGGGCACCACCAUCACCCAGGACCUCAAGUGGGAGCCGACCAUCAGCUCCCUCAUCAAGAAGGCCCAGCAGAGGAUGUACUUCCUGCGGCAGCUCAGGAAAGCCAAGCUGCCUGCACAGAUGUUGGUGCAGUUCUACACGGCCAUCAUCGAGUCCAUCCUCACCUCCUCCAUCACCGUGUGGUUCGCUGGAGCCACAGUCAGGGACAAACAGAGACUACAGCGCAUUGUGCGCUCUGCAGAGGAAGUGAUCGGCCGCAGCCUUCCAUCGCUGCAGGACCUGUGUACAUGCGGCCCUGGAUGGACAGGUGUGGACUGUGCCGUGGAUGUGGAUGAGUGUGAGUCGGACCCCUGUCUGAACGGAGCGCGGUGUCAGGAGUCACAUGUACCUGGAGAGUUCCACUGCACCUGUCCCCCGUUCUACCGCGGAGCCGUGUGCAGCCAGCCCUUCCAUCCCUGUGACCCCCCACACAACCCCUGCCAACACCACUCCACCUGCCUGACACGCUCCGAUGGAACGGCCGUGUGCAUCUGCUCAGCCGGAUUUGAAGGAAGUUGGUGUGAAAUCGACACCAAUGAAUGCACCUCAGAUCCGUGUCACAACGGUGGCUUCUGUGUGGAUGGGGUCAAUGGUUACAGAUGUGAAUGUAAGAUGGGAUUCUUUGGCCUUCAGUGUGAACAAGAUGUCGAUGAAUGUGCUUCCAACCCGUGUCAAAAUGGGGCUACCUGUCAAAACCUUGAAAACAUGUUCCUCUGCACUUGUGUCCCUGGUUACUUCGGGGUGUGCUGUGACUUGGAUGUGGAUGAGUGUGAAGUUUCACCUUGCCUUCACCAGGGCAUCUGUAUCAACAAGCCCGGGGCCUUCGAGUGCGUCUGUCGCCCUGGAUACUCAGGAGCGCGGUGCGAAGUUAACAUUGAUGAGUGUGUCUCCAAUCCAUGCCAAAACACUGGAAGAUGUAUUGAUGGCCAAAGUCAAUUCCACUGCUUGUGCUCUGAUGGCUUCAUUGGACUAAACUGUGAGAUCAACAUUGAUGAAUGUAUGUCAGCACCCUGUCUACAUGGAAGUUGUGUAGAUGGGAUCGGAAUGUUCUCCUGCUUGUGUGAACAGGGCUGGACAGGCAUCCGGUGUGAAGAGAACAUUGAUGACUGUGCUUUUAGCCCGUGCCAGAAUGGAGGCUCCUGUGUGGAUCUCAUUGAUAAAUUUGCAUGUUUCUGUCCGGAUGGUUUCUCGGGAAAGACAUGUGAAAAUGACAUUAAUAUGUGCACGGAGUCUGCUCACAACACCACACUGUGUUUCAAUAGCGGCACAUGUGUAGAUGGCAAAGGAUCAAACUUCACAUGCAGCUGUCCACCUGGUUUUACGGGUGAUUUCUGUGAAGUUGAUUUUAACGAAUGCUGCUCUGCUCCCUGUCACAACGGCGGCAUUUGCCAAGAUCUUAUUAAUAGCUACGUCUGCUACUGCAGGUCAGGUUGGACAGGCCUUCACUGUGAGGAUGACAUUAAUGAGUGCCUUCCUCAGCCCUGUGACCAGGGGAUAUGCAUUCAGAACGAUCCGGGCUAUGGCUACACCUGUUUCUGUCGUCCUGGAUUUGUGGGGAAAAACUGUGAGCACAACUAUGACGAUUGCCUGUUGAAUCCGUGUCCGGCAGCAUUUUCCUGUGUGGACGGAGUUAACGGGGUCAGCUGUGUGGCUCCUGCUUCAGAUACUGUUCCCAUGGAGACCACAGUCAACACCUCUUCCCCUUCGCAUCCGGCUGCUGCUCUGUCCCCGCGGUCCACAGCCAAUGUCAAGUAUUUUGGAGAUUCCUUCCUGGAGUUUGAUGGCAUUGAAAUGAAUCGUCUUAAUGAUAUUACUUUGAGAUUUCAAACACGUUCAUCUCAAGGAACUCUUUUGUAUAUGGAUCACGGACCUGCUAACAACCAGUUCUUUUUUAUCAAAGUCUUUAUUACUGAAGGGGUUUUGAAGUAUGCGUUCAACUGUCACAAAGAGGACGAGGUGACCCAGAUCAACACCGCGAUUCAAAUCAACGAUGACACAGCACACAUGGUGAACAUCAGGCAGCAUCUGAACCCUUGUGAAGCGGAGUUAACUCUGUCUGGUCACAGCACAAUAAAGAGUGCAGUGAGUAAUUAUUGGCCAGGGUCCAUGCUACAGAGAACAUAUCACAUCUUUGUAGGCGGCCUCCCAUUGAGAUACCCGCUCAAUCAGAAAGCGGAACACUUUGACAACUUCACUGGCUGCAUUGAAAUAAUUGAGAUCAAUAAUCGUAGGAGUUUUCUCACCUCGGACUCUAUUGCCAACAGCAACACAGGGGAAUGCAGAAACACAACUCAUCCAUCAGACACAAUUCUGCCAAGACUUGAUCCUUCCACCCACUCAUAUUUAAAUGAUAGCACAGUGACCAGAACAGAAAAAUCUUCUUCAGAUGAGGCUCCAGUCUGCUUUCAAGGUCUUUGCCAAAAUGGAGGGACAUGUUAUACGCAGCAUCAUUUCAACAAAUCCAUCCCUCUAUGCCUCUGCCCACUGCAUUUCACCGGACCUUUUUGUGAGAAAGAUGCCACUGUGUAUAUUCCCCGGUUUGAUGUUGACUCUUAUUUGGAGCUGCAGCCUCUUGUGUCUCUCCUGCGGUCCUCUGGUGACAGCUAUAAUCUCCCCACUACCAACAAGGACACCACUGUUAUUCUCCAACUGACACUGAAAACAAGAUCUACGCAAGGCACCAUUCUCUACACCCAGACUCUGAACUUUGGAGAGCAGUUUGUCCAUGUGUUUCUGGAGGAUGGGAGCCCUGUGGUGCAACUGAGCUGUGGCAGAAAUCAUGUUUUAAGUGUGGCAGCUGAGAAGAGCGUCAACACUGACAGAUGGGUCAGCCUUAUUAUCAGAUACAAUCUUCCUGUUGGCAAACAAGAUCGCUCAUGUAUGGUUGAAAUAGCAGUAGAUAAUGGCCCAGCACAGCAUCGAGAGGAAUAUGUCUCUCACCCCAUGUUGAAGGAAACCUUUGGACCCAUAUUUCUCGGGGCCCUCUCGGCCCACAGGGAAAUGCUUGGUGUUAGCGCGAAGAGAGCCAGGAGAUUCAUGGGAUGCAUCAGGGAAUUUUGGGUUAACUCUAAAGAGAUUUACCUGGUUGGUGAAGGCACCAUGGGGAGGAAUAUUAAGAACUGUGAGCCACUGGUGUGCCAGCUCCUUCCCUGCAGAAAUGGAGGAACCUGUGUCAGCUCAGCAGAGGACUGGUUUUGUGAGUGCCCCCCGCAGUAUACAGGGCGUCUGUGUCAGCUGAGCGCGUGUGAACACAGCCCAUGUGCUCACGGAGCGACCUGCAUCCCCACAUCUGCUCUGGAAGCAGUGUGCCUCUGCCCCUACGGACGAGAAGGGCUUCUGUGUGACCAGGUUGUCAACAUAACGCGCCCCAGAUUCAGCGGCAAUGACGAGUUUGGAUACACCUCCUUCAUGGCCUAUAGCUUCCUUCCCAGUCUGGCUUUCUUCUACGAGUUCAAACUUGAGUUCAUUCUGGCCAAUAAUUCAUCUGCCGUGAAAGACAACCUGAUCCUUUAUGCUGGAUAUAAAGGACAAGGUAACCACGGCGAUGACUUCCUGGCCCUGGGGAUCAAGAGCGGCAGAGUUGUGCACAGAUUUAACCUGGGUUCCGGAGUGGCCACCAUCGUCAGCGACCGACUGGACCAGAGCCUGCCCGUUCACACUGUGAUGUUUGGCAGGGCAAAAAGGAUCGGCUGGCUCAAGGUUGACGGACAGCGCAAUCGGACCGGCUCGUCGCGGGGCCCCCUGGUGGGACUGAAUGUUUUCAAUCAGCUCUUUGUGGGCGGGUAUAAUGAGUACACCCCUGAACUGCUGCCGCUUGGCUCCAGGUUCCGUCAUGGCUUUCAAGGGUGCAUAUUUGAUGUACUAUUUCGCACUGGAGUCGACCGAAAGUUGGGUGCGUUGGGAUCGCCGCGGGGGCCAUCCUCCUUCGGGCGCAGCGUGGGUCAGUGCGGGGUCACGCCUUGUUCCCAUGUUCUCUGCGGAAACGGCGGCACGUGCAUGGACUCGGGCUCAUCAGUGUAUUGCCAGUGCCCGUUUGGCUGGAAGGGGGCGCUGUGCACAGAGACUGUGUCAGUGUGUGAUGUGGAGCACCGACCCCCUCCUCUCUGCGCCCCCCGCUCCACGUGCAUCCCUCUCCCUCACGGAUACACCUGCAACUGCCCCCUGGGGACCGCGGGCCUCUACUGCGACAAAGCUGUGACCAUCACGGAUCCAUUCUUCAGCGGGAACCAUUCCUCGUGGAUGUCCUUCGCCCCUCUGAGACUGAGGCACAGCACUGUCCUGGAGCUGCAGUUCCAGCCUUUGGCACUAGAUGGCAUCCUCGUCUACACAGCUCAGCAUCUCAAUACAAGAGCAGGAGACUUCUUCUGUCUGUCGCUGACUUCGGGCCACGUCCAGCUGAGCUACGAUCUGGGAGAUGGUACGCACAUCCUCCGGUCUGCUGGCCGAGUGGACCCCAGCGGGAGAGUCUGGCACAGGGUGAAGGCAGGAAGGAUCGGCUCUCGCGGCUUCCUCAGUCUGGAUGACGAGGAGAUCACACAGAACCCCACGGCUCGCCGCAUGACCACCCUGGACGUUGAAACUGACUUAUUUGCCGGAGGGGUCUCUAGUUUAAGCUCUGUUUCGUCUGAUGCAACUGAAGGAGCGCCAGUGGGGUUCACAGGCGGUUUGAGGGAGCUUAUUGUUAAUGGUCUGGACUUGGACUUGUCCGAGAGGGGGGCUGUGAGUGGGGAAAAUGUGGGGGACUGGGAUGGUACGGCGUGUGGGUACAAAGUGUGCCAAAACCAGGGGCGAUGUAGUCCAAUCGGCACGGACUCUUUCAUGUGUGUGUGCCCGCCUGCCUGGACGGGGCCUCUGUGUGACCAGUCUGUGGGGAUGGACAGGGAGAUUCUGUGA
This is a messenger RNA of Knipowitschia caucasica, 4971 nucleotides long. Lineage: Eukaryota; Metazoa; Chordata; Actinopteri; Gobiiformes; Gobiidae. The record is from the annotation of a GenBank genome assembly.